Messenger RNA from Sinocyclocheilus grahami, 3701 nucleotides. Its product is annotated as VPS10 domain-containing receptor SorCS1-like. Gene Ontology annotation, cellular component: Golgi apparatus; membrane. The record is from RefSeq and is a predicted model, not a curated record. The transcript has 24 exons. The coding region runs from base 152 to 3646 and encodes 1164 amino acids. NCBI's taxonomy places the organism in Eukaryota, Metazoa, Chordata, Actinopteri, Cypriniformes, Cyprinidae. Gene Ontology annotation, biological process: post-Golgi vesicle-mediated transport. Gene Ontology annotation, molecular function: protein binding.
CCUUCAAGUUGGAGCGCUUCGCUGAAUCGCGCUUUUCCACAACAUCUCAACUGUGGCUGCUUCACCGCGCUGCAACUUGUAUGAGGACUUCAUUCCAUUAAUAACUGACGCUAAAGAGAGGGAAAGGACACUGUAUCGUAUUGUAUCCGCGAUGGAGAGAGGAAUCAGAUAUUACCGGGUUAAUGCUUUCUGCACCCUGCUUUUGCUUUUGUUCGCUUGGGUUCCGGUGACCAAAACAGUGAUAACUUGCAGGUCAUGUCACCUGCUGGAUAAGUGGAGCGGUCGAGAAUUACUGGUGAGGAUGGACAGUGGUGUCGAUUUUGGUAAAGUUAGUGACAAAAAUGGAGACGGGUCAAUGGCGCUGUUUAAUUCGGCUGGUGCUGAAACUGGUCAACCCGAAUGCGGCGCAACCGACAACUGCAAACACGCUCACUUUGUGCGUAAAAGGAAUACAGACAGGCUCCGCUCGGAGAAAAUGCCACGCGAUGAUAAAUGGAAGUCGAUGCGCAGUAAUGGCAAAGUUUAUAACCUCAAACGUCCAGGUUCACACGGUUCAGCCCCUGGAGAUCCCCAUCACCGAGUGCGUAGAAGCACCCAGGGACCCGACUCGCCUCCAGGUGCGCGCUCGCUGCCUUUUGGCAACAGCGCCGCGCGGGCUGCGCGGAGAGUCCCCCGCUCUGAGCUGACAUGGAACCGGGAAGAGCGGAGAACGGCCACAUCGCGACAGGAGGAGCUGAAACUUACCAGCUCUACCUUUGCGCUGACAGGGGAUUCCGCUCACAACCAAGCCAUGGUGCACUGGUCCGGCCAAAACAGCAGCGUGAUUCUCAUGCUGACCAAACUGUAUGACUUCAAUCUGGGCAGUGUCACAGAGAGCUCCUUAUGGAGGUCAACAGAUUAUGGAACAACUUACGAGAAACUCAAUGAAAAAGUGGGCGUAAAGAUUAUCCUCAGCUAUCUAUAUGUCAGCCCCAACAACAAGCGCAAGAUCAUGUUGCUGACAGAUCCAGAGGUGGAGAGCAGUUUGCUCAUCAGCUCAGAUGAAGGCGCAACCUAUCAAAAAUAUCGCCUCAACUUCUACAUCCUCAGCCUGUUGUUUCACCCUGAGCAGGAGGACUGGAUCCUUGCCUAUGGCCAUGACCAGAAGCUCUACAGCUCUGUUGAGUUUGGCCGUCGAUGGCAGCUCGUUCACGAACAGGUGGCGCCCAAUCGAUUCUACUGGUCUAAACUGGGCCUUGAUAAAGAGCCAGGCCUGAUUCACCUUGAGACCAGCAUCUCAGAAACCCAGGCUCUUUAUAUCACAUGCAAGCUUCAGAACUGCACAGAUGCCAACAAGGGCAAACCUUUUCCUGGAUACAUCGACCCCAACUCCUUGGUGGUCCAAGAUGAGUAUGUGUUUGUUCAGGAUCUGCAUGUGAUCAGUACAGAUGAGAAUCGGGUCGUGGCGGCAGUUCAAGAGUGGAACCAGAAUGACACUUACAACCUGUAUGUGUCAGAGGCCGGAGGCAUUUAUUACACACUGGCUUUGGAGAACGUCAUGAGCAGUAUGGGACCAGAGGGAAAUGUCAUGAUAGAUCUAUAUGAGGUGGCAGGAAUAAAAGGCAUGUUCUUGGCCAAUAAGAAGCUAAAUAAUGAGGUGAAGACAUACAUAACCUAUAACAAAGGCCGCGACUGGAGGCUCCUGCAGGCUCCCUCAGCUGAUCUCAGAGGAAAUAGAAUCCAUUGCAUGCUGCCGUACUGUUCUCUGCAUCUUCACCUGCAAGUGUCUGCAAACCCGUACACAUCUGGAAAUAUAGCCAGCAGAGAGUCGGUCCCUGGAAUCAUAGUGGCAUCAGGUUCAAUUGGCGCAGAGUUAACGAGCAGCAAUGUUAGCAUGUUCAUCACAUCCGACGCUGGAAACACGUGGCGGCAGAUAUUUGACGAAGAGUACAGUGUGCUGUAUCUGGAUCAAGGCGGGGCUUUAGUGGCAAUUAGACACACCCCUCUUCCCAUCAGGCACCUCUGGUUGAGCUUUGAUGAGGGGAGGGUAUGGAACAAAUACAGUUUCACUUCAUCACCCCUGUUCGUGGACGGCGUCUUGGGCGAACCAGGCGAGGAAACGCUCAUAAUGACGAUCUUCGGUCAUGUCAGUCACCGCUCAGAAUGGCAGCUGGUAAAGAUAGACUUCAGGUCUAUCUUUAACAGAAGAUGCGUCGAGUCUGACUAUGUGCCGUGGGAUUUACAUGACCAGGGUGAACGCUGCCUCAUGGGAGUCAAAAGAGUUUACCAAAAGCUGAGGCCUAUAGCAAGGUGUGUUAUGGGUAAAAUCUACUCUGUCACAACGAUUUCCGAGCCAUGUGACUGCACUGAGUCGGACUUUGAGUGUGAUUAUGGCUUCGAGAGAAGAGCUAAUGGGAAAUGUACUCCGGCAUUCUGGUUCCUCUCCUCCUCCAUGUCUCGGACCUGUACUACAGAACACACGUUCCUCAACAGCACUGGGUACAGAAAGGUGGUGUCUAAUAACUGCACUGGAGGGGUGAUGGAGCAGUACACGGCUCGUAGGCAGCUAUGCCCUAGCCAGGCCCCUCGCGGCCUCCACUUAGUGACCAGCGAAGGGAAGCUAACGGCGACUCUUGCCAGCAACGUCACCUUCCUCGUCUUCCUGGAGGAGGGUGAUGGAUCGAAAACCAGCAUAAUGGUGGAUUUCGGCGACGGAAAUGCUUUCACCUACUCCAACGUGAGCUCUAUCGAGGAUGGCAUUAAACACAUCUACAAGAACGUGGGAAUCUACCGAGUGUCAGCCACGGCGGAGAACAGUCUGGGCUCUGAAACGGUGCUCCUCUUCCUACACAUUACGUGCCAACUGGAGUCUAUUCAUCUCUCUGCCCCUUUUGUCGCUGUGAAAAAUAAAGAAGUCAAUCUGACGGUGGUUCUCUCGCCAAGCCAAGUAGGAACGGUCACCUAUAUCUGGUGGUUUGGGAACAAUUCAGAGCCCGUGAUCACGCUGGAGGGGAGUGUGGCGUUCACGUUCUCUCGAGAGGGAAUCAGUGUUGUCACUGUACAGGUGUCCGCUGGGAAUACCAUCCUGCAAGACAGGAAAACCAUCGCUGUCCACGAAUACUUCAGAUCUCAUCUUCUUGCCUUUUCGUCUAAUCUGGAUGAUCACAACCCUGAUGUGACUGAAUGGAGGCUUGAUGCGAGUCGAGUCAUUAAAACCUCUAUGGUGCAGGCGACAGGGGUGAAAUCAGAGCAGCUGUUGGUCACUGUGUUGCCUGGACUGCCAACAGCAGCCGAGUUCUUUCUGUUACCAGACAUACGGCUGACAGAGGGGAAACCAGACAAAACAGCUACUCAUUUAGACCAGCUCUCAGAACUGGUUCUCAGUGCUCUGAAUCAGAAUCUGGUUCAGUUCACACUCAGACCAGGAGUCCAGAUCACAGUAUACGCUGCCCAUUUAUCAGCAGCGCCUUUAGUGGACACAAGUGACAAUCACAGUGGCUCAGCUAUGCUAAUGCUCCUGUCUGUGGUGGUGGCGGGUUUAGCGGUGUUCCUCAUCUAUAAAUUCAAAAGGUAUUGUUAUCCAUUUUUUAAAACUUCAACCUGGAUCAUAAUGCAUAUAUUAGCAGUUAAAAAUAUGGUUAGCUUUGUAAAUUGGUUAAAUGUCUAGCGGCAAGAGCCUGGGGAAGCCUGGAAGAUUACAAGUUAUUUAUAAAGUAGUCAAG